GGGAAGAGGAGAGACAAGCCCGGGGGGAGGAGAUACGGAGCCUGGAGGAGUCGGUGAGGAAGGCGGAGGCCGAGGUCGCCCAUCUGGCCGAGCAAACUCCGGUUCUGGUCUCGGAGGCCAGGGCCCUUGCGGUGGAGGAGUUUAAGGCCUCCGCGGAGAUGAGGGAGCUGAGCGUCCAGUUCGGCCUGGAGGCAUUCACCAAGGGAUUCGAGCUCUGCCGGGAGAAGGUGGCCAGCAGAUAUCCCGACCUUGGUCUCGAUUUUUUGGAGGAAUCUGAUGACGAGGCCGCCCCUUCUUCGCCCGCCGCUACUGCAGUCGCACCCCCCGCGCCGGGCUCUCCGCCCCCUGCCCCCGAGUGCCCCGCCAAAGCACUCCCUUUGCCCCUGGGGGUUCCGCUGAAGUCAACUAUCCAGCGGCUGAAAAAGGAGGUCCUCCAAUUGACGAAGAAGUUGAAGAAGUCGGAGGGCGAGCUCCGUCAGGCAAAAAAAUGCUAUUCUGAGGCCGCCGCUGAGGCCGCCCACUUUAGGAGUCUCCAAGUGAAGGCAAUCAUGGACUAUAGUCGCAGGAAGGCGAACUUCACGAAGGAGCUUGAGGAAUGUAAGAAGAGCGCCAGCGAUCGAACUUGGGCUCAAGAAGCCAGGAUCAGCGCCCUUAAGGUGGAGCUGUCGGCUGCGAAGAGGAGGAUCGGCCAGCUGGAAGGAAACUCGUCCCGGGCCCUGGUGCGGGUUGAUGAGCAAAAAUGGUCGCAGAAGGUCUCCGACCUCCAGAAGCAGCUUCAAGACGCUGAGAUGAGCCAUGAUGUGCAGCGGGCCAGCUGGCGCCGGCAGGUAGAAGAGUACAAAGGGAGAUUCCGUCAGGCGGCGGACGAGAUUGUUCGUCUCCAGCAGCAGUUGGUUACUAGGGCACGGCUUGCUAACGCCCAAGAUACCGAAGAGCUCCUAGCCUUGAGAGGCACUGUCGAAGGGAUUUCCGUCUCCCUUGGGGAGAAGACAGCCGAGCUGCAACAAGUAAAAAUCCAACUGGGGCUUGAGAGGAAGGCCGUCGCGGACGCAGAGGCGGAGUCCAAAGUUUUGCGGAAGUGGCAUCGGGAAGCGGAGGCUGAGAGCCGGUGA
This is a messenger RNA of Elaeis guineensis (African oil palm), 1112 nucleotides long. The record is from RefSeq and is a predicted model, not a curated record. Lineage: Eukaryota; Viridiplantae; Streptophyta; Magnoliopsida; Arecales; Arecaceae.